Molecule: messenger RNA, 4050 nt
Organism: Osmerus eperlanus (European smelt)
Lineage: Eukaryota; Metazoa; Chordata; Actinopteri; Osmeriformes; Osmeridae
Exons: 1
Coding region: 1-4050 (1349 amino acids)
Biological process (GO): DNA integration; proteolysis
Molecular function (GO): nucleic acid binding; zinc ion binding; aspartic-type endopeptidase activity
Source: RefSeq, a predicted model, not a curated record
AUGACUACGAUGAUGAUAGGCACCCUGUCAACUUUUGAUGCAAAAGAGCAGACUUGGGAAGAGUACUGCGAGGUUCUUGAUCAGUUUUUUGAAGCUAAUGGGAUCGAUGAUGGAGAGAAACAGAGGGCUAUCCUAAUCAGCGUGGUCGGUCCAGCAACGUACAAGCUCAUGAGAAACCUGCUGAGUCCAUAUAAGCCAUCUGCGAAAACAUUCGAUCAGUUAAAACAAGUAAUGAAAGAGCACUUCAAUCCUAAACCAAGCGAGAUGGUGCAGAGAUAUGUGUUUGACUCGCGUUCACGUCAGCCUACGGAAUCUGUGAGUGCAUAUGUAGCGGAGCUCAGACGACUAGCUCAUGAAUGUAACUUUGGCACUACACUGGAGCAAAGGUUAAGAGAUCGUCUUGUGUGCGGUAUGAAUGACGACCGGAUUCAAAGACGUCUGCUCUCCGAAAUAAACCUGACGUUUGAAAAAGCAUUUAAGAUAGCAGUAGCUGCAGAAACUGCAAGUAAAAAUGCCCAAGACCUACAAAAGGCGGCCGUAGCAUGUAACAGCAUGAAAACGGAGGGAAAUGAGACAAGAGGAGAAUGGAGAAACAAAGAGAGAGAUUGUUAUCGUUGUCACGGAAGGCACAGUGCAGCCGAAUGUAGAUUUAAAGAUGCCAAGUGUAAUUUCUGCGGGAGAGUAGGGCACAUCGCUAAGGCUUGUAGGAAUAAAAGUAAGGAUGAUGCCCGUCCCAGUGAAACCAAAGCACACAGAGCAGAGCGGCGCGCACGCUUUCAACCCCGUCCACACAGGUCACACAACGUGUGUGAGAGACAAAAUGAUGAUGAUAGCUCUGAUGACGAAGAAGCAUUCAUACUGGCAUGCCUGAAUACAGAAACUUCCAUGCAGAGAAUUAAACCAUUCGAAGUCAACGUGGAAGUGAAUAAAAAGAAAGUACACUUCGAAAUAGACACAGGAUGCAGUGUGAGCAUUAUGAAUGAAAAUAAAUUCAAUGAGAUGUGGAAAGAAAAGAAACGCCCCAAAUUAAAUGAAAGCAAAAUGUCUCUGAAGUCAUACACGGGAGAAAAAAUCAAAGUAGUGGGAGUUUCUGAAGUAAAAGUAAACUAUGCUCAGCAAGUUAAGACAUUACCCCUAGUGGUGGUGAAGGGCACUGGACCUAGCUUGUUAGGUAGAGGCUGGCUGGAGGCUUUAAAGCUCAAGUGGGAUGAAAUUAAACAUGUAAAAACAGAUGCACAUGAGCUACAGGAAGUACUGUCAAAGCAUGAGGAUGUUUUCAAAAAAGAACUAGGCAUGUUAAAAGGCAUGAAGGCAACAAACCGUGUGUCUGCGAAUGCCCGUCCAAAGUUCUAUAGGCCCCGCUCAGUUCCGUAUGCCAUGAGGGCGAAAGUAGAAGAGGAGAUAGAUAGGCUCCUGAAAGAGGACAUCAUAACACCUGUCAAGUACGCUGAGUGGGCGGCGCCAAUUGUUCCGGUGUUGAAGCCGGAGGGCUCCAUUAGAAUAUGUGGCGAUUACAAACUAACAGUAAACAGCGCCUCCUCACUAGAGCAAUACCCUAUUCCUCGUGUAGAAGACCUGUUCAAUACACUGGCAAGAGGGACACGGUUCUCCAAACUUGAUUUAAGCCACGCCUAUCAGCAGAUCGUGAUGGAUGAUGACUCCAAGAAAUACCUAACGAUAAACACACACAGAGGCCUUUUCACCUACAAUAGGCUCCCGUUCGGAGUUUCAUCUGCUCCAGCCAUAUUUCAGAGAACAAUGGAGAGUUUGUUGCAAGGCCUGCCCGGAGUAGCUGUUUACCUUGACGACAUUUUACUGACUGGAAGAGACACUGUAGAGCAUUUGAGCACGCUGGAGGAGGUACUCAGGCGACUGGAAGAGGCAGGACUGCGACUGCGCAGAAGCAAGUGUGCAUUCUUGCAAGACCAGGUUGAGUACUUGGGUCACAAGAUUGAUGCUGAAGGCCUGCACCCAGUGCUGAGCAAGGUAACAGCCAUCGAGGAAGCUCCACCUCCAACCACAGUGACUGAGCUGAAAGCAUAUCUUGGCCUUUUAAACUACUAUAAUAAGUUCCUUCCUAAUCUCGCCACACGUCUAGCACCAUUACACAGAUUGUUAAGAAAAGACAUUCAGUGGACUUGGAAGAAAGAACAAGAAGAUGUGUUUUGUUUGUCUAAACAGCUGCUGAAAUCAGCACAAGUCCUGGCUCACUAUUCAGCAGACAAAGAACUUGUGCUGGCAUGCGACGCCUCACCGUACGGAGUCGGCGCCGUGCUGUCACACAUCAUGGAAGACGGAAGUGAAAAACCCAUAGGCUUCAUGUCACGCACACUGACACCAGCUGAACAGCGUUACUCACAGCUCGACAAGGAGGGGUUAGCCAUCAUAUUCGGAAUCAAGCGAUUUCACAAGUAUAUCUAUGGACGAAGAUUCACGAUCAGCACUGAUCACAAGCCAUUGAUCUCGCUUUUCCAUGAAAAGAAGCCGGUGCCACAGAUGGGGUCACCAAGAGUGCAACGGUGGGCAAUACUUCUGAGAGCGUACGAGUACAAUAUGGUGUACAAGCCAGGCAAAGACCACACAAACGCAGACGCAUUGAGCAGGCUACCACUGCCACACAUUGAAGAGGAGGAUGACACAGGACAGGUCCUCAUGCUGGAUGUGGUGGAAGACCCACCAAUCACAACAGCCCAAGUGAAGCAGUGGACUGCGAAAGAUGAAAUAUUAUCACAAGUGCUGUUGUGGUGUUUGCAUGGCUGGCCAAAGGAGGUGGCUUCAAUGUUCAAGGCCUACAGCCAGAGAAGGCUUGAACUCAGUGUCAGAGAUGGAUGUGUGCUCUGGGGAGCGAGAGUGGUUGCUCCAAAGAAGGGGAGGGCCACCCUUUUAAAACAUCUACACUACACACACCCAGGCAUCUCCAGGAUGAAGGGCUUGGCACGUUCAUACGUGUGGUGGCCAGGUAUGGAUGCUGACAUAGAAAGAGAAGUACAGUCCUGCCACACAUGCCAGGAAAACAAAAAGGCUCCAGCUGCAGCUCCUCUCCAUCCCUGGGAGUGGCCAGAGACACCCUGGAGUAGAUUGCAUGUUGAUUAUGCCGGCCCUCACUUAGGCAGGAUGUUUCUUAUCGUGAUCGAUGCACACUCAAAAUGGCUUGACGUGUAUCCAACAAGUAAUGCAACAAGCCAAGUCACCAUUGAAAAACUCAGACAGUGCUUUAGCACACAUGGCCUGCCUCAGACAAUAGUAUCUGACAAUGGCACAUGCUUCACAAGCCAAGAGUUUGAAUCAUUCCUGAAACAGAACGGUAUACAGCACAUAACAUCUGCACCCUUUCACCCGGCAUCAAAUGGCCUAGCCGAAAGAGCCGUGCAAACGUUCAAACAAGGAAUUAAGAAAACAAAAGGAGAUACUUUGGAAACCAAAAUAGCAAGAUUUCUGUUCAAUUACAGAAUAACACCCCAAAGUACGACUGGCUUGUCUCCAUCUGAAAUGCUGAUGUCUAGGAGACUGCGGUCCACACUGGAUCUUCUGCUGCCCGAUGUGAAGUCAAAGAUUCAAAAGAAACAACUCAAACAGAAAGCACAACAUGACUUACACGGCAAAUGGAGAAGCUUCUCUCCUGGUGACGACGUGUACAUCCGAAACUAUGGUCACGGACCAAGGUGGGUCCCAGCCGUCAUUGAGAUGAACACAGGGCCUGUCUCCUACACAGUGCAGACAGGAGAUGGACGCGUCAUGAGACGUCACGUGGACCAGAUCCGUAAACGUCACCCGUCGAUGACAGAGACAUCCAUGCCGGACAUGACACUGGAGCCCAUGAGUCUUCAGGUUCCAGAGAACGCAGCGGAGGCUUUGACCAGAGACUCUGCUGUUCCAGCGUCAGUGAGAGGAGAAGGGAGUGAGCCCACUGAAGGGAGUGAGCCCACUGAAACAGCCCAGGUUCACCCUCCAGCUGAUCCGCCAGAGACGAGUGCAGACUCACCACCGGUGCUGCGACGCUCUGAGCGCACAAAAAAGACUCCAACUCAUCUGAGAGACUUUGUGAACUAG